Messenger RNA from Amaranthus tricolor (Joseph's coat), 1758 nucleotides. RefSeq names its product glutathione S-transferase T1-like. Lineage: Eukaryota; Viridiplantae; Streptophyta; Magnoliopsida; Caryophyllales; Amaranthaceae. The coding region runs from base 195 to 938 and encodes 247 amino acids. The transcript has 7 exons. The record is from RefSeq and is a predicted model, not a curated record.
UUCUAAAAUCAAACUUUAACUUUAAUUCUUAAUUUUUUCCCAAUCCUAUAAUCCCCAUGUCCCAAGAACUCCCACAAAUACUCCAUCAAUUUUCACCGGAAGUUCUACUUCAACACCUAUCAGUAUUUAGUGCUGUCUGCUAAGCACAAAAUCCAGAAUCAGUCACCGCAUUUAAUCAAUCCACACUAAAAAAGAUGACUCUCAAAGUUUUCGCCGAUCGGAUGUCCCAGCCUUGUCGGGCUGUUAUUCUAUUCUGCAAGCUUAAUAGAAUUGAUUUCGAGGAGGUCAAUAUUGAUCUUUUCAAACGCCAACAUUUAUCUCCUGAAUUUGCUGAGAUUAAUCCACUGAAGCAAGUCCCUGCAAUAGUUGAUGGAAGAUUUAGACUCUUUGAAAGUCAUGCAAUACUUAUUUAUCUUGCUUGUGCAUUUCCUGGAGUGGCGGAUCAUUGGUACCCUGCUGACCUCUCCAAGCAAGCUAAGAUCCAUUCAGUGCUGGAUUGGCAUCACUUAAAUCUACGCUAUGGAGCAAUGACAUAUGUUAUAAAUACUACACUUGGCCCUGCACUUGGCAGACCAGCAAAUCCCGAAGCUGCUGCAAAAGCUAAGAAAAAGUUGGAUUCAUCUUUGUCAACGAUUGAAUCAGUUUGGCUUAAAGGGAGCGGAAAGUUCUUGUUGGGCAGUUACCAGCCAUCUAUAGCUGACCUUAGCCUUGUCUGUGAGAUCAUGCAAUUAGAGGUUUUAGAUGAGAAGGAUCGUGCUACGAUACUGAGCCCAUACAAGAAGGUUCAACAGUGGAUUGAAGACACAAAAACCUCAACACAACCCCAUUUUGAUGAUGUUAAUGGGAUCCUUUUCCGAGCCAAAGCAAAAUUUCAGAAGCAAAGAGAGAACGAGAAAACGAAAGGCAUUUCUAAUGCGACCUUGCAUUCAAAGAUGUGAAAAAUAACGCAAAAUAAAAACGGCUUAGCCCAUGAAGCUGCAUCAUCAAAUUACAAGGUCUAGAAUAUGCUUCGUGUUUUAUAUUCCGACUUCCUAUAAACAACAUACUAGAUACGAGAAUUCUGUAUCAUCUGUUCUGUAGUGUAUACUGAUAUAUGCUGAUGUAAACUGACCCUGAAUUCUGCUAUGUGCAUGAAAUUUACAUGAGAACGUCUAAGAAAAAUCACAUGAGAACUUUUACCAUGCUCCUCGCCUCUAGAUCCCGAUAAUGAAUUUCAGAUUUGGUUUUCAUCAGAACCUACUGUUUUGCUUAACUCUUGUUUUUGUAACUUCAAUGGAGCUCAAUAUUUUUGGUUUUCUGUAAUCGACCAGCCAUCACUGCUCUAGCAAUCCAUGGUGGUAAGUGGACCUUAGAUAUUGGAACUGAGCUACUGUUGUUCGGCUACACGAAUAAAUAGAUCAUUUUCGGUGAUAGUCCACAAAAAGUCUCCUUCUCUAAUCUCAAAUUCAUUUUGACAGUCAAAAUCCUUUAUAUCCUUUUCUGCUCCUGCUCAUCCAAGUUAUUCUUUCUAACCAUUUUUUUAAGUCCUGCAAAAUCCAACUUUCUAUCUCUCAUACGGGUUCACUAAUGUUUCUUUUUUGCACGGGCAUAAACCAUCUUAAACAGUUCUCUUCUCAAUAUUUGAUAAAAAUAUCAGAAGUAAAGAGAAUAUGAUAAAGUUCAUGGAGUCUCAAAACAUAUAUUGCAGUCAAUGCAGAUGUUUUUGCAGUCAAUGCAAUCAGUAUUUCGAUUGUGAUGUAAUCAAAAACCUUUAUAAUG